AAGUGUAAUGACAGAUGUCAAAGUUUUUUAAAAGGCUUGUUUUUGUUAUGGUGUCACCAAAUUGAAGAGAAAAUAAAUUGUGAAUCAUAAAAAACUACGAUUUGUUACUCAACUAUUGGUACACAUAAAUCAUUUGAGAGCACGUUGAGUUUCAUGAUGAAUUGGAAACCAUUAUUUCAGAGAAUAAAUAUGAAAACGAAUCAAACAGGAAGUUGCUCUCUAAAUUCUUGAAACAGUCGUAAAGUUGCAUUUUGGGAUUUCGUGUUUUCUUCUUUUAUCCGUGAAAUUAAAAUAAGUUACCAUGGCUCCGAUUCCAGCAGAAUAUUUAUAUGAUUUCUGGGACACUUAUGAGAGCAAUGAAAAUGAUCAUAUUGAACUUACUUGUCUUAUGCCCAAUGGUAUUGUAAUUUUACUAAAAGUACAAAGUAAUGCUACUCUUGGCGAAAUUAAAGAGGAUUUAUGGGAUGAAGCUGCAAACUACCCUCUGUAUGGGAAACUUUAUGAUAUUUCCGGCUAUGUAUUCAUGUAUGUUAAUAAUAUGGCCGAACAGGUGAAAGUAAUAGAUGAAUGUAGAAGAUUGUGUGAUACCAGGCCUGUAGGAGGAAUAUUCAAAAUUGUAGAAGCAAAAACAGAUAAACUUGAUGAAACGACCAGUGGUCAAGUUGGUCAUUUAAUUGGCAAAAGAUUGCAAGAGUUCGAUUCAAUGAAUAGUCCAGAAAUAAAUAAUUUCAGGUUUAAAAUGAGAAAAUUGGGAGAAGAUAUUGCCAAAUCAAGAGAAAAAUUGACCUGGCAACAGAAAGUUUUCUACCAAUUUCCUCCUAGAAUCUCAGUUCCUAAUAUACUAUUAUUGAAUCAGAUAGGUCAUGACAAAAAUAUAAAAAUAGCCACCAAAUUUGGAAAUUCAGAUGUGAGCUCUUCAUAUAUUUGUAUUUUUACUAGAUUUUUUUUUAUGGUUUCAUUUCAGAACUCUUAUAAUUUCACUUUUGACGUGUCAAUGAGCAUAGGACCUACCAAAUUUUUGGAAAUAGUUCUCACAAAAAAAGCUACGAUAUUCAACACCAAAAAUGAAAGGCCUAAUGAUUACGUUUUGAAAGUUUGCGGGCGGGAUGAUUUUAUAAUGGGGGAGGAGCCUCUUAUAAAUUUUCAAUAUAUACAGGAGAGUCUAUCGUAUGGUAUUACCCCGGUUCUAGUUACUGUUAACGUUUGUGAUGUACCAAUUACAACGGAAGGAGAUUAUGAGUGUAUAGGAAAUUUCGAUAAAAAACCUCGUCCAUCCUACUCAACAUUAACACUAAGGAAAAAAGGAAAAUGCAAAUCGGCAUGGGAUUUGAUUUCUAACUUUAGGUUAACUCUGUCGAAAUUGAGAAAACUCAAUCUAGAUCCAAAACGGGCAUCAGAGUUAUAUAUCGGACUUCAGGUGGGUCUUUUUCACGGUGGUAAAUCGUUGUGCGAGGCCAAAAGAACUGAAGAUUUGAAGGUUACCGUUGUAGGUGAUCAAUGCGAGUGUGAUAUUAAUGUGUCUUUCGAAUUUGAUAUGCUAAUGUGCAAUAUUCCUAAAAAUGUCAAGUUAUGUUUCGUUGUUUACGAAGUGAACAAAAGUUACAAAGGUGGUAAAUUCAAGAAAUCCAAAGAGGCUAACAAAGAUCCUUCGUAUAAUCCUAUAGCUUGGGCUAACACGACGCUGUACGAUUUCAAGGAUCAGUUGAGAACAGGUCCUCAAACUCUUUACAUGUGGACUUACGCCGAGGAAAACUUCGGCGAUGAUCUCUUACAUCCGUUAGGUACAGUUGUAAAUAAUCCAGAUAUAAGAAACGUUACCGCUUUAACAAUUAUUUUCGAGAGCCACGAGAAUCAAAUAAUAGUGUAUCCUUGUCCAGAGGCUAUGCUCGAAUAUGCACAGGCGCUGGGUCAAAGCGGCUCCAACAAUAUAACCACCGAGAUCGGCUUGGAAAACAUCAAAAAUUACGAGAAAAAUUUCGAUUACGACAAUUUCUACGAGAUGCACGAUCAGGAUAGGAAGAAUAUCUGGAAUCUGAAGCACUAUUGGAAAGAGCACAAUCCAGUCAUUUUACCAAAGAUUCUUUACUGCAUAGAUUGGGACCGGAAGGAGACGUUCGCGGAAGUUGUGGCUCUGCUGAAGGAAUGGCCGCUUUUACCGGCGGAGAAAGCGUUGGAACUGUUAGAUUACGCUUAUGCUGACCAAGAAGUGAGAAGUUAUGCCGUUCAGUGUUUUCAAGAAAUGAGCGAUGACGAUCUCCUUUUAUAUCUCCUUCAACUGGUUCAGGCCCUGAAACACGAGCUGUUUCUAGAAUGUGACCUUAUAGAUUUUUUACUAAAGAGAGCUCUAGCUAAUCAAAAAAUAGGCCAUUAUCUAUUUUGGCAUCUGAGAUCCGAAAUGCAAGUUCCUUCGGUGUCCGUUCGAUUCGGUCUGAUAUUGGAGGCCUACUGUAGGGGAGCCCAAGAACACAUCGGUAUCUUGCAGCAGCAGUUGACCUGUCUGGAGAAGCUGAAAAAGUGUCAAGAGGUGAUAAGAACAAGGAAAGAUAAGGAUAAGGCCAAGAGUUUGUUGCAUAAUUACAUGCAGGGCCAGUCUUCGGAGUUCCUGAGGGGUUUGAGGAAUCCGUUGGAUCCGAGCUAUAGAUGCGAUGAUAUCAAGAUCGAGAAAUGCAGAGUGAUGGACAGCAAGAUGCGUCCUCUCUGGAUCGUUUUUGGAAACGCAGAUUCGUACGGAGACGACAUCUACCUCAUAUUUAAAAACGGGGACGAUCUGAGGCAAGAUAUGCUUACGUUACAGCUGCUGAGGAUAAUGGACAAGCUGUGGAAGCAGGAGGGAUUGGAUUUGAGAAUGAACGUUUACAAUUGCGUUUCAACAGACAAUAGAGUGGGUUUGAUAGAGGUCGUCUUACAAGCAGAAACAAUCGCUAAUAUACAGAAAGGAAAAGGGAUGUUUAGCGUUUCUUCGGCUUUCAGGAAAGGGUCGAUUUUUGAUUGGUUGAAGGACUAUAAUACCACUGAAGCUGCUCUGAAUCAAGCGGUUAACGAAUUCACCCUAUCCUGUGCGGGAUAUUGCGUCGCUACUUACGUUCUAGGAAUCGGUGAUAGACAUUCUGACAAUAUAAUGAUCAAAAGAACUGGUCAGCUAUUCCACAUUGAUUUCGGUCAUAUAUUGGGUCAUUUCAAAGAGAAAUUUGGAAUAAAAAGAGAGAGGGUUCCUUUUGUUCUCACCCACGAUUUUGUUCAUGUUAUAAAUAAGGGCGCUAAAUAUAGUAUAGAAUUCAAGAUAUUUCAGGAGUACUGUGAAAAGGCUUUUCUAAUAUUGAGGAAACACGGUAAUCUAAUCCUUUCCCUGUGUGCAAUGAUGAUUUCAACGGGUCUACCUGAAUUAUCGUCAGAAAAAGAUCUCAAUUACUUGAGAGAAACAUUGGUUCUUCUGAAAUCGGAGAAGGAUGCCUUGGAACAUUUCAAGAGCAAAUUCAACGAAGCUCUUUCAAACUCCUGGAAAACAUCACUGAAUUGGGCGUCUCACAAUUUGGCGAAAAAUAAUACUUAGUAUUGAUUGUUUUGCUGCAAACCCAGAAUAAGUGCCAAUAAACUAAAUUUAAGGAUCAACGAAUUAUUUAUUAAUAUUUUUUAUUGUAUUGUCAUUGAAUGGUGUACUCAGAUAUACAUUUUAUUUUAUAGUAUUAAAGUUAUUUCUUAUA
Messenger RNA from Coccinella septempunctata (seven-spotted ladybird), 3701 nucleotides. It is a transcript of the gene Pi3K92E, whose product is annotated as phosphatidylinositol 4,5-bisphosphate 3-kinase catalytic subunit delta isoform. Gene Ontology annotation, molecular function: 1-phosphatidylinositol-4-phosphate 3-kinase activity; 1-phosphatidylinositol-3-kinase activity. NCBI's taxonomy places the organism in Eukaryota, Metazoa, Arthropoda, Insecta, Coleoptera, Coccinellidae. The transcript has 16 exons. The coding region runs from base 302 to 3550 and encodes 1082 amino acids. Gene Ontology annotation, cellular component: phosphatidylinositol 3-kinase complex; cytoplasm; plasma membrane. The record is from RefSeq and is a predicted model, not a curated record. Gene Ontology annotation, biological process: cell migration; phosphatidylinositol-3-phosphate biosynthetic process; phosphatidylinositol-mediated signaling.